AGAAGUCAGUGUGUGGUAAGCCGGCCGGCCGCGCCGGCUCCUUUUCUGUCUUUGCUCCGUCGCACCUUCGAAAAAUCGUGUCUCGUCUUCGCGUUCGAUGCUACCACCGCAUAUCGAUCGUGGAACUGGUCGAUCGCUGGACAGAAUCGCCUCUGUAUCGGAUAAACCGAUUAAAAAUCACAGAAAUUAAGAUCUCGCCCGAAAUCGUCGAGCAUCCGAGGUGUCCUACGAUAAAGUUUCCGACGUCCAUGACUUUCUCGAGAGAAGUGCUUCUUGCUGCCACGACGGAAAUAAUUGCUGGGUGAUCAAAGGGAGCCCAGACGCGUACCUUCGCGUCGUAUGGCAUCGAUAGCGACGAAUGUGGGCAGAAAAUUCUCGCUAACCGGGAGGAAUCGACGUUCUUGCGCGAGAGGCAGAAACGUCUCCGAGCGGGAAGGAAGGGAACCGAUAUUGUGUUUUAUUUCUGUUUGUAAUCGACGAGAGUCCAUUCGACGAAAAACAGAUUGACGUAACAGUCGGAUUAUCGAGUUCCAAGUGAAACGACACGGUGAUACUCAGGAGAGCUUAAGGAGAUACUCGUAGCGACGACGCGUUUUAGAUGGAAAUUGGAGACACUGAGAGUGGAUCAAUUUUUGGAGCUCGGUGUGUGUUGCAAUCUUUUUAUACUCCUUUUUAUACUCGGUGAGUUCGUCAGAUUCGCGAUUAGGAACGAUAAUAAUAAAUAUAUAUAACUGAGAAAGCGAUGGAGCUCGAAGAGAAGUAAAAGAGGAAAGAUGAAUUCUUCCAACGACACAAGAGUGAUAUUGUCGGCUGCGUACUGAGUGCUCGUUAGUUGUCGGCCGAAUAUCGAUCUGGUCGAUUCGAAGAAAGAAUUGUUUCUUCGGGACGCGUACAAGAAGGCAAUCGAGGAAUCAAGGAGGGCACUCGCAAGGCGAAUCUCAGCUCAUUGAAAAUGUGAGAACGAAGAUGCGUGCAUAUCGAAUGGUGUAGGAGGAACUUUUUUCAAGGGUAGUUCGGUUCUGGUCCCGUUUCGUUCAGGAAGAAAACAUGAUUAUGACGCACACGGAAGAAGCGACGUCGACUUACGAGUCGAAAACACAGACGAAGCAGAUGAACGGACACUCGAUGGCGAACAGCGAAAGUCGCGACCCGGAAGAACAGGGUAGCAGCACGACCUCGCCCACGGAGGGCAGGCACGCCGACGGGACAUCCGGCUCGUCCGUCCUUGAGAUGGGCAGCACAGACUCGGCGGGCAGCGCCCACGGCGGCGGCCCUUCCUGUGGCCUGGUCAGUUCGCUCUUCCCUAGCAGCUGUCGCGGACGAGCGGAAGCGUUCGCCAGACGUCUUCAUCGACGGCUGACGUCUCUAGGUGGCGAAGAAGGAUCACAGCGCAACCUGGACUCCUCGAAACCUAAAGAAACCUCCUGGCUGCGUUCUUCCUCCGCGGCCAAGCCAGCGAUGAACAAAGCCUCCAACAACCACGUUCUUCAGCAUCAGCCUCGUCACAGUUCUGAAACAGAUCUAUGCUACGAUUUCGAGCUGGAUCUCGACGAUGGUCUGAGGUCACCUGCCGAGGAAGCCACGGCAGCCGAGGUGGCGGAUCUUCUGGUAAACCACGAAGUGCCCAAGGCCAACCAUUGCGAUGCCUGCAAUUGCACGCCCAAUGGCUCUAAAGACCUAGAAUCUGGCUGCCUCUUCGCGUCCCCCAUGACGGGAACGUCCCCAGACAGCGACUCCUCAGACAUCUACUUCGACCCAGAGUCCUCAGAUCCAGAGAAAACGAAAAACGAGGUUUACUUCGACCCUAUAACCACCUCCGACAGCGAGGUGACCUCGACCCUCUCCAAUGGUUGCGAGACGACCAAGACCAAAAGCCUGGUGUAUCGUAGGAGGCCAGAAAUCACCGUGGCAUAUUCAGAGGACACCUCAGAGUCCAGCUCCUCGCUGAGAAGGAACAACAUCGGGGACAAGGAGCUAAGGAAAGAAGAGCUGGUGUGCAACUCGGAGGACUCGAACGAGAGGAGCUCGUUGGAGACCACCUCGGCGAGUCACGAGUCUCUUUGGAGCACCUUCGACGAGAGCACCAUGUCCUUCCAGGACGAGAGCCCCUCUAGACUCAGUCCUAAUACGAGUAUUCUUCAGAAUCGGCUGCCUAAGUCGCAUUCGGACUCGGAGAUACCCGCUCACGGGGCUAGGAUCACCCGCGAGCUGAGCAGGAGGGAUGAAAGCACACAGAAGGAUGACAUUGACGAAGUGGACUUUGUGAAUGGGAUCAUGGAGAACGGAAAGCUGGAGAACAUCAAGAACGCCAGGAACCUCGCGAAAGAAGACUCCUCGGAUACUUCGGAGAACACGAACGAAGAUGACCUUCCACGCGAUGAAGAAUCUAGCGAUCCUGCCACGCAACUGUCGAAGAACAUGUCUACUUUGAAAUUAGAGGACACAGCCAGCAACGAGUCGGGCGACCACUCGACGUACAGCAGUAUGAUCAACAUCCCUGAAGCUCUAACGGUGGAGUGUUCCACGGGGGAGAGGGUGACGGAGACGACGCUGAAGAACGAGGUCCAGCUGCAGAUCAAGAACGGAACCGUGACGAACAGCUGCGACGAAGACAAAAUGGUUCUUCUCUUAGAGAAAAUCGCCACCAGCCCCGCCGUCAGGGAGGACGUUCCUAUAGCAAGCCAAGAAUCUUGCGAUGACGAUAUCAUCGAGGAAGAGGAGGAAGAACGACCGCAGAAGAUCAGACGUUGCUCCUCCCUGAAGACUGGAAAGACCCCUCCAAGCACGCCUGGGAGAAAGAAGAUCGUUCGAUUCGCAGAUGUCCUUGGCUUGGACCUUGCAGACGUGCGGACGUUCUUGGAUGAGAUCCCGAAGAUCCCCAACUCGGCUUACAGCGACCUGAUCUACGACGAUAGCUUCCAGAAGGACACCAGCCCUGUGAACAGCCUACCGAACACCUGGAACAACCUGGACAGCAGACGUUCGUCGUCAGCCUUUUCCCCUCGCAAGCUGGACAGAACUCUGGUACCUCUGUUCCAGCAACCAGGCGGCCAGGCGAACUUCCUGGACCUGGUGCGCGAGCGUCGCGUAUGCCUGGAGAACGCCCUCGUCCAGGACCCCGUCUCCUUCUGCAUUCAGGGCACGGUGCGCGUGAUCAACCUAGACUUCCACAAGUCGGUGCACAUCAGAUACACGUUGAACUCGUGGCGGAACUUCAGCGACCUGCAGGCGACCUACGUGCCUAACUCCUGUGACGGUUUCAGCGAUAAGUUCGCGUUCGUGCUCUAUUGUCACACUCUGGCGGUAGGUCAGCGGUUGGAGUUUGCCGUGAGGUUUCAGUGCAAGGGCGAGCAGUACUGGGACAACAACGCAGGGGUCAAUUACUGUUUCCAGUGUUUGCCAGCGUCGUCGCCGGUUGGUUACAUACCGAUCACGUCCUCUGACAGUCACCAACACGACUGGACGCCGAUGUUCUACUGAUGGACCCUGCUGUGGUUCGGUGUCUGCACGGAUAGCCGCGACAGGGGAGCCUGGGGAUGCUUUUCAAAGAUGGGAGUCUGGAAAGGGCCCAAGACAUAGGCAAGGGAGCCCACGGAUCUAAUAAACGUUCCUAAUCGUGUACCUACUGUACAGAACUGUCCUACGAGUCGAUGGAAAACAAGACGGAUCGGAGUGACCGGGAUCACGUACACACUCGCGUACACAUCGACGUCAAUUAUUUUUUCCUGCCAUUUUUCACGAUGGGGCACCUCGAGUGGACUUGAGAGAACUUGACGGGACCGUUAGACUGACAAAUUUUUACACGUUUAUCGUACCAUGUUUGCAUAAGGAAGUGUACUGUUCGUACGUUAAGAGAAUACGUCUGAGGGGGGCCUCUUCAGUUGCCCACGCUCGUUCCUAAUGCAUAGCUGAGUCGCUAGAAGACAGACCAGACUGGUGGGCUGCUCCUGAGCUCUAUAGUUUUUCGAUGCACAUCAGUUUCUGACAAUUAAAGCGGUUUUAUUUUCUCAGCGUGCGAACAGUACAUACUCGAGACAAACGCUUCAAAGAGUGAAUCGACAUGGAGAGUUCUACGCCUGCGACUUUCUUUCCGAGGGUUCAAGUUACCCGAGCGAGGAACGAGAGGAUUCGGAGAACUUGAAGAGAAGAGAUCCACACGCAUCUAGGAGAGCAGAGAUUAUUAUUUACACGUUCCUAGAAAGUACCUAAUUUUAUAAAGUCGAGCGUAACGAGAGAUUCGCCGAUGAGGGACAAGGAUCUUGAGGAUCGAUAGGAGUGCUGUAAUUAAGGAAAGUUGUGAGAUAAACUGUUGUGAAUGGUACUGUACUGCGGAGGUAAAGUUGGAAGCUCCUUUUUUGUCUAGUCGUGAUUGCUUGUUUCAUAGGAAACCAGAUAAACAGAACAAUUGAAAGUACAAGCAUUGAACAUUGAAGAACAUGUUGGAGUUGGAUCAUCUAUGGUAACUGGGAAUAUUAUCCUGAAGGGAUAAGUGCAAAAUAAGUACCUCUGUAGAGUACACUUGGGUUUAGCAAAACUCUCAGGAACUAUCAGCGUCUCCAGCGGAGGUCUCGCACGCAUCUGCCUUGCGCACGUGCAACACUUGGGUGACUUGCUCCUCCGCUGAUGCCGCUGGUACUCACAUGCGAAUCCAAAUGUACUCACACUAGUAGGUGGUCCAACUCCAGAACCAAAAAUUUUAACAUUCGUACUAUUAAUCGUUCUGUUCAUUUUGUUUCGAACACUGACAACGACUUCUCGACAAACUGUUAACGCCUGCAAAAAGAAAAUAUUUUUUUAUCCAUCGACGACGUAACGAACAAACUGAUCGAUCAGUUUGGUCUCACCUAUGAAAGUUUGUUUUCACCGAUAGUGUCUCUACGUUUUCACUUCGAUCGAUGAGAAAAAGGUGACAACAGUCAUCGAAACUUCUCAAAAGCUUUUUCUCUGUUCGAAACGAUAGUGGUCGACCUGUGCCAAUCCGAUCCAGUGCCAUCGUACGACGUGUCUAUUAUAUCAUAUAUUAAUGCUGGGAUGCCAGAACUGCGACGAAAUUUAUUUGCAGCUUUCAUAUCAUCGAUUCACAUUGUCCACUUUCUUUUAUUGGGCUCGAAUGAUUUUAACUUUCUACAUAUAUCAUUUUCUGCGUAACUUAUUGUUUUAUCCUUUGACGUCUUCGUUGUAGAGAUUUUAUUCCGGAUUCGAAUAUUUGUAUGUCGCAGUCAAUUUACAGAUAAGAAUUGCUUUUAUUUGUAAGUAUUUGAUCAGAUAAAAAAAGAAUGAGCCAUUUAAAAUUCAUCCCUCAAGAGGUUAAGAUCUUUGAGUUUUAGCUGGAAGGGGGUCAUACCGUGAAUGUCGCGUAUUCAUGGUAAAAAAUUUCGCGCACGUUUCUGGCCAGCCUUCUGCACGAAGAAUGAAUGACGAAUGAAUUGCUCGCGCGAUACUGUGCGAGUGGUAGUGAUAGCGUUGUCAGCGCGAUCCAGGCUGGCGAUCGAUCGAGGUCUAAAUUAAAUUGUCGACAAAUGGAAAAGAGUGAUUGAACUCGAACGGCGAGUCCUACAAUGUCAGUGAAAAUUGAAAGCAUACAAAGGGAAAGAAAGUCCACGCUUCAUGAAACCUUAGAAAAAUAAACGAAUUCGAUUGAAACGAGGAUUGGACACGGAAGAAUUGAUUCAAAAGGUGGAUAAUCUCUUAAAGUUUUUCUAGAGAAUCGCUGAUCCCGAUUACGUUGCCUCGUGAUAAGCAAUAGACUGUAAUAGCCACGAACCAGUACUAAUUCUAAUAACGCUCGGUGAAACAAUCGAAACACGAAAGUUAAACAGCCUCGAUAAUCGAUAUCACGAGAUAGCACUUCUAUGGAAAUAUCCUAAUAUUUUGUAAAAGUUUUCUUCACGAACGAUUGCUUUUAUCGUCGCCACUUAAUCUGAAACGGCUGCGAAAAUGAUUAAUUAAAAUCGGAAGUAACUUGGUGCAAUAAAAUGCAGUCUCUUGCGGCGUUCCUCCGUCGUUGCAGCGUUGGGCAAAAUGUAAUCCACGAUUAUGGUUACCGAGUAAUCAGUAGACUGUGAACUUUAUGCAUUUAUGGCGUGUGCUAGUAUGGAAAAUAAUUUAAAAACAUACGUAGACGAAUAGAUCACGAAUUAAUAUUGUAGUAUCGAUAUUUUAUUUUGCACAAGUACAUAUAUAUUCUCCAUAUGUGUGUUUGCAGCUGUUUUUCAUACAUGGUAAAUACGACAAAUGCAGCGUUCGAACGCCUUACUAGCUUCGAAAGGUUACGAAUUACUGAUUACGAAUGUAGUUUAGAGAUCGCACAGCAAUCACAAAGCAAUCACAAAGUAAUCACUGCCCAACUCUGCACUAUUGAAAUUUCUGCACUUCGACUGAAUAGAGAAUCGUUGGAAUUAAUUUGAGGCAGCCACCGUUAUCGAGGCCUAAUAUUCAUACUAUUCAAGUGUAUGUUAUUCAAAUCCAAUGGAAGCCUUCUCUGGUUACUCUGUGUGUGUGGAUAUAUAUUUACAUGUAAAACAAAGCGGAUUUCUAUUCUGAUUAGCAAACAUAUUCUUCCACACGUUGAAAAUGAGGUUAUCGAAAUUAUUUGGGACGAAUUAGUUUUGUUAAUCGUCGUCCACGAAACACUAUAACUGCUGGUCUCGAACGUAGAAAUAUUUGUUGUUUUUUUUCUAAGCUGUGUUUAAUUUAAUCUGUUUCAUAUUAUGUUUUGUUUUUAAAAAGAUUGCUUAUGAAUUUAACAUUUGUUAUUCGUUGUAUAUUGAGAUUUAUAUCUUUUCCAUUAAUCAAGUUGAUCAUUAAGCCUUCUAGUCUUGCGAAUCAGCGAAUGCUUAUUUAUAAGGUGAAAAUACGAGGAGCACAAGAAAAUGCGUACUCGUGAUAAAAAUUGGUAAUCGUCGAUCGUUUUCGUUCUCCGUUCGAGGGAAACGUUUCUACGUUCGAGACGAAUAAUCUAACGGAAAACCAUAACCGCAACGGUAGUAUAUUUUUAUAUGUAACGUACACGUAAGCAUAUACGUCGCACCUCUAGUCCGUAGAGCCGUGAGCUUUCGUCCAAUUGCCGAGCCUUUUGCAGUUUUUAAUGAAACAAUGAGGGAAAAAAAAUGGACAAACGAGCGUGAAAUCUACAAUGAAUAAGAAUUACGAGGGAAACAACGAGAGAAAGACUGUGCGCACGUGUGAGAGUGUGAUUGCGUGCGAGAGUAUGCGAGAAAACGACCAAAAGAGCGCGUGAAAGCGUUGAUAAAUGUGUCUGUUCAAUUAAAACGGUUUAUUUUUACUUCGUAACUUUUAAUUAAUUUUAAUCCGCGUUUACACUAUUCUUUUAAUUCUCAUAUGGAUUUUUAGCGAUGAAAUUUUAUGUUUUGCUUUAUUUCGGCUGUGAAACAAACGGAUGAACGAUCAGCGACGGACGGGCUCCGAGAAUCGAUCAGGAAUUGUUUUGCGAGUUAUUCACGUUAUAGUGCUGUUGUUUGCUUUCGUCUAUUUUGUUUCUAAUUUUGUCUUUUUAUUCGAAUGUAAGGUCGUUCUUGCUUUUCCAAGCACCAAGGAAAAGUAACAAGAAGAAAGCUCUUAUUCAGAGCUCCAAAGCGUGUAUCUAUGUUGAUAUAACAGUUAGAGAGUAACGAACCCAUUAAAUUUACCUGUUGUUGAGAGUUUGAGAAAUAUUUAGAAAGAAACGUACGCCAACGAGUCGCGUUAUGGAUUUUACAAACGUUACUUGUAUACCAUUGACAGAUUAUUACGUAGGCUGCCGUGUGAUUCGAUUUUUCAUCGCAAAGUACAUCGAUUCUGUGGGAUAUAAUUUUUCAAUUAAAGUUAUUGUUCUCGAGAAAAAUGCCCUCGAAGAUCGUUGAUCGCAACUGCGGUGUCCAUGCGUUAGUAACAACUUUCGAUGUAUGAUUUCUUCGAAAGGAUGCCUCGUACGAGAAGAAUGUGUUGCACGUUUUCGAUGUAUUUUUGACGAGGAAUCGCCUCAUGUUCGAUGUUGGUACGAAUCACGGCGCAUACCAUAUGUUGUUCCCUGACACGAAACGAUAAUACUCAACGGUGGACUGCAAACUUUGUGCACUCGUGGUAGAUACGAAAAACACGUGAUUCAUAAAUUAAUACAAUAAUAUUUAUACAGAUAUCUUUAAUUUAACGUUUCGACUCAUUGUUUUACACAUCAAUUUAAUUUAGUAAGAAUACUUUAGGAAUAUCUGAAUCGAUAUUUCAUUUUCUUAGCACGUGUUUUUCAUUUUUGCAAACGCGACAAAAGACGCGCAAAAUCUUCAGUUCACUCAUCAGAAACGUAUCGAGAUUUGCAGGUGAGAAUAUUCUAGAUUAUUUAGGGUAUUUUGUUCGUGCAACUGGCGAUAUGUUACACGUCAGUUGUUAAACGAAAGACUAUGAAACAAAAGUGCAAUGUUGAGUUUCAAUCGUGAAAAACUGAAUGUCGCACGGAGACCAUUACUGAUAUAAAAUAAUCACGGUGUUCGAUUCUUUAUUUUCUUGUUUUUUCUUCUUUUUUUUUUUAUUGGUCGAAGACCACGGUACCGACAAUUGCACCCACACCGAAACACCUUUCCUCUUUAAAUCCGUGCGAGAUUCUUCGCAUAAAUAUAAAGAAAAAGCAAGUGUUUGAAACAUUCUUCAUUAUCUACACACAUUCUUCGCACUGUGCAAAGUGAACAAUGUUUAAUCGAGAAUUGUACCCAUACGUACACGCUUAUUUAUAACACAUACGUUCGUCGUAAAAGGAGGAUACUAAUUCAUUCAUUUCGCGCGCCGUGGACUUCAACUUUGAAUUAAAUAAAAAAAAAAAAAAGAAAGAAGAAGAAACAGCUAUUCUACUGUCUACAUUUGUUUUACAAUACUCCACGAAACUGCGUAUGAAAUAUAUAUAUAUUUUUUUAUACAGUUUCUUUCAUCGUUGUUUUUAAUCUAUUUAAUCAUUUGUACGUCGCAGAAAUUUGAUCGAAGUCUCAUUGUUGUACGAAUCAUUGUUAACCGAACCAUUCAGGGGCCAAUUCGCAACUCCAUCUGUUUCACAAAUUUAAACUAUAAGAAACAAUUGUUAGACUUGUUAAGGAUCGAAAACGAUUACUUCAAGAGGCCUUUCUCUUCUUUUAAUUGUUGCACGGAAUAUCUUAAAUUGUUGUUAUCACGAAAACAUAUCUAUUUUUCUAUAAUCGAAAUGUUUAAAAUGUCGAAAAAUGUAGCAAUUCAAACCUGGAAAAUGUAAUAUGGAAAGGUGGCUUAUACACCUGCGCCAUUUUCAUCGCAAACAUCAAUUGUAAAAUAAUCUUUCCUAAACGACAUUGUUCAUACAUCAAAAUAACCCUUUACUGUUUAAAGCACCCACUCGAAAAUGUGGUAUAAACAAUCGCUGUACAAUUAACCAAGGAAAUGAUUUUAUACAGAAACCAUCUAAUAGCUGCAUCGACUAUCUAUUAUUUAACUCUGGAAAUUAAUUAAUUCAUGGCCCGAGUAACUAAGGAUUCUACAAACCAAAAAAGUAGCGUGGUAGAGGGUUAAUCGAAUUGACUUCUGAAUAGGUGUUCCUCCGCAAAAGAAAGCAAUGUCACUUCAGACUGAUACAACGAUCACUAUGAGCUAUACUUUUGCUAUAAAUGGAACGGCGAACAGGUUGUAGCCGCUCAAUGACGAACCACGCAGCGUUCGAUUAAUUGUUUCCUUUUACCUUUUACUUCUCAUAUUUUUCUUUUUGCCCGUUAAGUGUCAAUCGUUGGCGAGACUAUUUUUAAUCUCACUGUUUGUUGGGAUGUUUUUUUUUUUGUAGUUAGAUAAGGUUUCGCGUUUAUUGUUACACGAUCGCGUACGGCGUGGGUGAUAGCGUUUAAGACUUUAUGAGAGGCAACGUGUUUGCGCCAGCGUGGGAGCGAAUGAUGAUGGAGGAAUGAAGUAUCUAUACGUAUAAAUAGACGUAUAUAAUGUAUCUGUAACUCAUGUUCUAUAUGUUAUUAAGACAAUAAAUGGAAGACCGAU
Messenger RNA from Hylaeus anthracinus, 9996 nucleotides. RefSeq names its product glycogen-binding subunit 76A (gene Gbs-76A). Gene Ontology annotation, molecular function: glycogen binding; protein phosphatase 1 binding. Lineage: Eukaryota; Metazoa; Arthropoda; Insecta; Hymenoptera; Colletidae. Bases 1048 to 3480 code for a protein of 810 amino acids. The transcript has 2 exons. Gene Ontology annotation, cellular component: protein phosphatase type 1 complex. Gene Ontology annotation, biological process: regulation of glycogen biosynthetic process. The record is from RefSeq and is a predicted model, not a curated record.